AACACACGAGGUGCUCAGACUCGCUGGCGCCUGGAUAUCACAAGUACACCAAACGUGUGAACAAGACCAUUGCGACACCCAUUAACUUCAAUUACAGAGUUAUAAUUCCGCUGAGAGUCGCUUUACUCAUGCAGAUGAGCGGAGAAGCUCCUAUAAAGUCAGACCACUGACCAGAUGAGCUACAGCUGAUCAAAUUAUUAGGAAACAUCAUGUUCAAGAAGUUCUCCGUGGAGUGGUUGUCCCAGAGCUUCCAUGCUCAAGAUCUGGAGCAGGAGAAACGCGUCACAGUAAGAGCUCCUGAUGAUUUCAGUGAUGCUCGCCACGCGUCUUCAGAAACGCUUGGAGAAGGAGAAACCAAGGACAUGUCUUCUCCUACAAACAGCUGUGGCUACUCCUCGGCCUCUGAGAGCGAUGAGAGCGAAGGAGAGUCCGCGUCACAGCGGCGCGUCAGAACCAAGUUCAGCUCGGAGCAGAUCUCGCGUCUGGAGAAGAGCUUCAGUAAACACAAGUACCUCGGAGCGACUCAGAGACGCAGGAUAGCAGAGAAACUGCAGCUGUCUGAAACACAGGUGAAAACGUGGUUCCAGAACAGACGGAUGAAGCUGAAGCGGGAAGUUCAGGACGCGCGUGCAGCCGAGUUUUUUGUUGUGCUUCCGCCGGUGACGUCAUUUCAGAACCACACCGCUAGCGGACAGCACUCGCGCCUCUAUUUCCCGGCACAAAUUCCCGCGCGACAGUUGCCGCCACCGAUGUUGUUCCCGUCCUGCUACUUUUAAACCUCCUC
This is a messenger RNA of Carassius carassius (crucian carp), 784 nucleotides long. RefSeq names its product ventral expressed homeobox (gene ventx). Bases 210 to 776 code for a protein of 188 amino acids. NCBI's taxonomy places the organism in Eukaryota, Metazoa, Chordata, Actinopteri, Cypriniformes, Cyprinidae. The record is from RefSeq and is a predicted model, not a curated record. Gene Ontology annotation, molecular function: DNA-binding transcription factor activity, RNA polymerase II-specific; DNA binding. The transcript has 3 exons. Gene Ontology annotation, biological process: regulation of DNA-templated transcription.